Zootoca vivipara (common lizard) is the source of this 986-nucleotide messenger RNA. RefSeq names its product transmembrane protein 147 (gene TMEM147). The record is from RefSeq and is a predicted model, not a curated record. Lineage: Eukaryota; Metazoa; Chordata; Lepidosauria; Squamata; Lacertidae.
GAAGUGAGGGAGGGGGCGCGAAGCUGCACGCAUGCGCAGAUGCAGAGGGGGAGAAGAAGGGAAGACGUGAGAUCUGCGGCAGGUGGGACGAUCUUGAGUCUCGAUCCGCCAGGCUGGCAGCGAGAUGACCCUCUUCCACUUUGGGAAUUGCUUUGCCCUCGCCUAUUUCCCCUAUUUCAUCACCUACAAGUGCAGCGGCCUGUCAGAGUAUAAUGCCUUCUGGAGGUGUGUCCAAGCCGGAGCUACCUACCUCUUUGUCCAGCUUUGCAAGAUGCUAUUCUUAGCCACCUUCUUCCCGACUUGGGAGGGCGGUGCAGGCGUUUAUGACUUCAUUGGAGAAUUUAUGAAAGCCACCGUAGACUUGGCUGACCUCGUGGGCUUGCACCUGGUCAUGUCGCGGAAUGCAGGGAAAGGGGAGUACAAGAUCAUGGUGGCUGCCAUGGGAUGGGCCACAGCAGAGCUCAUCAUGUCCCGAUGCAUCCCGCUCUGGGUGGGAGCUCGUGGAAUUGAGUUUGACUGGAAAUACAUCCAGAUGAGCAUCGACUCUAACAUCAGUCUGGUCCACUAUAUUGCCACGGCUGCCUUGGUAUGGAUGUUUACACGCUACGAUUUACCCAAACACUACCGACUGCCUCUGACUUUCCUGCUGGGAAUCAGUGUCUACAAGGCUUUCUUCAUGGAGUCUUUUGUCCAUGUUUUUCUCCUGGGCAGCUGGACAGCCCUCCUGGUCAAGGCUGUCAUCACCGGCCUCCUUUCCCUCAGCUCCCUGACUCUCUUUGUCACUCUAGUACACAGCAACUGAGGGUUCAUUCCUUCCCACUUGGGGAAGAGACAUUGCCUUUGCAUCCUGGCGGGAUUGUCCGGCCAAGUCGCUGUCGCCAAGUCGAGACACGGUUUGAUCCUGUCUGCGGUGAGAUCGGCCUCAGCGCGGCCUCUGCUUGCAGGCGAGGGGAAUAAUAAUAAUAAUAAACAGGUUUUGGUAUUUA